CCAGUCAGUGCACUCUCGUCAUUAUCAUUUCGUUAAAAAUCGAGAUAGCCAAAUUACCAGUUUGUAUUGUUUAAAAGAAAGAUGAGUGUUAUUAGAAGAAGCACGCAGUUCGAUUCAACAGCAUCUUCGCAAGAGAGCCACGAUCACGACGACAUAAAUGUUGUGAAGCAGAAAAAUCUCGCAAAGGACUUGCUGAAAUCUCGAAUUUUCUUGGGUCGCUACUUAGAAAGGCGGCUAAUUAACCAACGCAUUGGCUAUAGAGAUGUUGUUGUUGUUAGUCCGGCUGAGGUUGACUUGAAGAGAGAUUUGCUUGAAGUGCAAAACAGUCUCCAUAUUGUUUGUCCAAACAUCCAAUGGAUAGGCAUCACUGACUCUGAACCACUCGGCUACACAUCUGGCGUAUGCAUCUGGACCGAAAUAGACAACCAACCCUUCGGACCGUUUUGGUUUCAAGUGAAGAGCCUCAAAUUUAGGGAUGAAGAAAUCAUAGUGACUGUCAAGUGUCUGCGGCACAUAUCAGAUGCAUUUUUGGAACUGGAGCCUAUAUUGACUGGAGGAUCUGGAGGUACAAGCAAGAGUAAGGAAAAAAGUGAAGGCAAAGUUGAAAAGCCUAUUGAGGCUCUUAAUGACACUGUUCAAGAGAUAAAAGCUAAUUUAAAAACUGCUUUAUCUAUAACCAAUGUAAAAGAAUUCUUUACAUUCAUUUUUGCUCUUGUAAUUGCAGUUUUUACUGGAAGCACUGCAUUUAUCAAUUUCCUUGGCAAUUUUAUUUUAGCAUUGUUGAGAGAAAUGUCAAUUUUGGUCAAAAAUUCAACUCCAAUGUUUUUGGGUUUUUUAGAUUUUUUGAGUAAAAUUGUUGGGGGAUUUUACAUCCUGUUAGCUAUGUUCUUUAAGCCGAGUAACCCACCUCAGCAGAACAAGAGAUCACUUAGAUACCAUGACAAUACACAAUCUAGGUACAACAAUGAAUUUGACAGCAGAUAUAUUGACUGAUUGUUUUUUAUAUAUAUUUUUUAAGAUUUUGAUCUAGACU
This is a messenger RNA of Cydia splendana, 1033 nucleotides long. RefSeq lists its product as uncharacterized. Lineage: Eukaryota; Metazoa; Arthropoda; Insecta; Lepidoptera; Tortricidae. The record is from RefSeq and is a predicted model, not a curated record. The coding region runs from base 82 to 993 and encodes 303 amino acids. The transcript has a single exon.